AGUAAUGUAAUUGAGAUGCUACAGAAGGUAUCACAUUUAAAGACCGCAUCUCAAACCAAGAGAUUAGAGACUGUGUUACUGCAGCCAUUGGACCCCACGAUGACCUGCUAACUAUAAAAAAAAACGCAAGCUAAAAUUCUAUGGCCAUAUACAAGAUCUCGGGGCUCGCAAAAACCUUCCUUCAGGGAACAGUACCAGGAAAAAGAAGAAGAGGCAGACAGAGAAAGCGAUGGGAAGACAACAUAAAAGAAUGGACGAGCCUGCCAUUAAAAGAGGUUGUAUCUAAGGCAAAAGACAGAGAGGAAUGGAGAAAGGCGGUCGACUAAUCUUGCAUGGAACCCCAACGGCACAACAGACUAAAAAAUAUGUAAAGCACUAUGAACGGUUACAUCACGAAUACAAACCAGCAGCAUGUAGAUACCGGACAAGGAGACAUCAAGCACCCACCAGUGGGACAGCCUCGGCAUUUUUCAGGAAACGGUCAAACAGAAAUUCCAAAACUCCGGGUCCAGCCGGACACUCCGAUACCACCAUCCUGUCAAAGCACACCGGGGCCUGGGGAUCUGGGAUGCUUUUCGCAGCCUUCCACGGAGAGGUCAGGAGGAAUUCUGCCAGCCAUUUCUUCGCCCAGAACACUCGGGAAGCAGGCGACAGGGCAAGGAAAGCCUGUCACUCCAGGGAGGCAGAGUUUCGACUCAAAGCAAGGUUUUUCCAAACUUGGGAAUAAUGCUCAUCCUAGGGUCACACCAACAAGCAGUAUACCCAGCAAACACUUAAAGCAAGAAAUUAACCAAGGACCUACAUGCAUUGCUAUAGGACCUCGACAGAUGAUCAAUUCACAAGCGUUUAACAAUGCAGGAGGUGGGUUCGCUUCCACGCCAGGCAACGUAAACAGUAGUUGCAAUAAUGGGCGGCCUUUCGCUAUCAGCAGCAGCAUCCAAAAACUAGGCAUGGAGUCACUCUCCAAAUAUGGCGGUGAGGUCUUCAGCGCUGCCUCAGAUAUCAUUAGCGAGGGUCAGCCACAGCUGCCUCCUCUCCAGAAAAGGGUCAGCCAGUCGUCCACUCCUAAAGAACAGACCAACAUGACUUCAAGGUCACAACAGUCAUUGCGGAAUGGAACGCAUGUAUCUGCAAUGGCCAGCGGUGCUCAGGAGCUGGCUGCCUCUUGCAUGGUGCAAGCCCAUUCGUCCGGUUCUAGAAGUGUGGUCGGCACUCCUAAGGGUUCUCAAAACUGCGACCUGGCUAGCAACCAUGUAUUUGCACUUCCUAAACACCCAGAUUGGCAGCACUAUAAGCCUCUACCAUCGGCUACAGCGUCCACCGUAGACAGCAGCGAUAAUGACUCACAAAGUAUAGCAGUGCCGGGAAGUUCCAUUUCUAAUUAUAACACAGGGUCAAAUCUAUCACCAUUUCAGGGAACAGAGAUGUCACCGUAUCCUUCACUUUAUCCAAGUCCCCGCCAUUCCGCCAACAACAACGCCAGAACCUCUUUGAAAAGGGCUUACUCCACAUCACCGUCUCUCUCCGACGGCCUGGACCUGACUCACAUCCGUCUAUCUCCAACAUCUCUGGGACCUUACCUUGCCUCCAGGACAUCCUCGACAAGCGGAUCUCCUCAGCCUGGUCAGCUGGGCUCCUUCUCUCACCUGUCUGCCCGUAACAGUAGCCCCUACUCGUUAAACAGCUCAGGGCAGAGGAGGCUUGCUGGAAAUUUCACACCUUUCAGCUUGAGUUCUUGCGUUAAGAGUGAAACGAAUAUUGACUUUGAGUUUGAGGAUAUCCUGAAAAACGCCUAUGUGGCUAGACAAAGUGAAAUGCCUUUUAUAGAACAAAACUGCGCCUUGGGUAGAUUUCCUCCCUGUACUAAUGUGAACAAUUACUUCGAAGGACAAGGGGAAAAUGUGUUUGCGGGCCCCGUAAACGAUUCGAAUUUCAUGAUGCGUGAUGCCAUGGAAAUAAUGGCAUCAAGUAACGUGAAUGUAAAUAUUCAUUCUGGCAUGAGCAUAUCAGGUGUUAAUGGUAACAGCAUUCCGCCCCCUCCCUCUUACAACGAAGCCUUGGAGCAACAGCAGCAUCGCCAACAAAUGCAGCAGCCUUAUCCACACCAAAACUUUCAGCAGCAACACAUGCACCCUCAUCAUCAUCACCAGCAACAUCAUAGCACUCACAACAAUAUAGUCUUACCGAACGGUCUAGAAAAUGUCAGUUUAGCACCCCCUCACCAUCAACACCAAAACGGACAUUCCCAUCACCAGAAUCACCUCCAGCAAAGGCAUCUUCACAGUCACAUACAGACCCACCAGCAGCAUCCGCCGCUGAAUCCCAACGUGGGUGGUUCCAGCCUGCAGCUGCUAAGUCCAGGAUUGCCCGUGGGGCAGAGCCUGAAUACAAGUUCCAUGUCUGGGAUGGUAAUGAGCCCGGCAGCGCCUGGGGUGAACUCGGCCAGUCUAAGCCCCGCCUACAUACCCGAAAGCGGCGGCGCACAAGCUUCUUUAGGGGCUGCUAAGCAAGAGGACAGCGAGGAGGAUGAUCCCAAUAUCUGUAGGUGGAUGGAUUGCGGUUUGAUGUUCGUUGAGCAGGACGAGCUGGUCAGGCACAUCGAGAAGUCUCAUAUAGACCAGCGGAAAGGGGACGAGUUCACUUGUUUUUGGCAGGGGUGUCCAAGACGAUUCCGUUCUUUCAAUGCCAGGUACAAGCUUUUAAUUCACAUGAGGGUCCACUCUGGCGAAAAGCCCAACAAAUGCACGUUUGAUGGCUGCACUAAAGCGUUCUCUAGGUUAGAAAAUCUAAAGAUCCACCUCCGGAGUCACACAGGCGAGCGACCUUAUUUGUGCCAGCACCAAGGCUGCCAGAAGGCUUUCAGCAACUCUUCCGACAGGGCCAAACACCAGAGGACGCACGUCGACACGAAACCCUACGCUUGCCAAGUGCCUGGCUGCUUGAAGCGCUACACAGACCCGAGUUCUCUACGUAAGCACGUGAAGAAUCACAGCAAGGAGCAACAGCAGCAACAGAAGAAAAAGAUGAAGAAAGAUUUGGUAGAGACUGGAGACAACUUAAACACAUGUCUAACCAUUCAGCAGAUCAGGCCUGAAGGUUCCCCAAUGGAUUACAAUGACAACAGUCUUGGGCGAUCGCCACAUAAUGGAGCAACCACUGAAAAUAUCUUCCCAAGUUUUAGUUUCUCAAUUCUACACUCCAGUCGUUGUGGCACAGCUACAGGACUAUCUCCCCUUAGCGCUCAGCCAUCUCCUGCAAGUAUAAACACUGGGACACUCAGCAGCCUGGAUGAGGCUAAUGAAAGUUUGGGCAGCUACACAACAGCAGCUUCAAAUCUGCUAAGUCCACGCCCACUUCCACCCAUUCAUCAUCAGGGUCAAAUGAUGUCACAGUUGCCAGAGCUGAUUGAUGGUCAGUACGCCCAAAGCAAUUAUAUGUAUGGCCAAUCCAUGACAGAUCUGCCCAGCAAUACCCAGCAAUUACGCCCACAGUAUCCUCAAGCGUACCCUGGAUUCAACAGUUGUCGCAUGGGAGCCAUGCAAUCACAGCGUAUGAUGAUGAUGCAAGGUUAUGAUGAAUCCUGUAACCUGAACUUGCAAGAUAUAACACAACCUGGUUACACAGAUGCUACCAUGAUGCCAGUUGCUCCUCAGGCCAAUGUACAACAGUAUCUCCAGCUCUCUGCUGUUGACAGAUGCAACAGCCGUACUUCUGUUUACGCAGAUGGAACAACAUGAAAGCAAUUCUCUUGAACUAUUUACUUUUCACUGUUGUGUACAUUAUUUUGAGAAAAAAAAAAUAUGUUAUCGCCAUAUUUGCUAUUACUGUUUAUGUAUAUGAAAUUGUUUUAAUGCUGUGAUCAUUAUGUAAGAAACAUGAAACAUAAACUUUGUGAAAUGUACAGGAAAUGUUUAUUGUAAACAUGUUUAUGUAUUUACAUUUUUUUUUUCUGGUCAUGUUGACAUCCGGUGUUUUCAACUGCCUAUUAUAAUAUACAUUUGUAGACAUGUAAAAUAUGAAGUUUCUCAUUAUAAUGAUGAACAUUACAAUUAAAAAGUCCUGGCUGAUUAUGUGAUUGGAACUCUGAUCUAAAAAAAGGCUAUAGCUUUAAAAUCCCUAGUCCCUCAAAGAUUAAUAAUGCAGCUGUUUUUUUUUCAUAUUUACCUUGUUUUGUUCUGUGUUGUACACUACCCAUGACUCUUUAGAAAUAAAGUUAAUUAUGUAUUAGCACAAAAUUUCUACAGGAUAGCAAAGGAUAUUGGCCUGAUCUCAAGCACAAACACACAUGUAUGGUACUGUAAACAUUUGUGUGUCAUGUCAAUAAGUUCUGCUAAAAACACACAGCUUCUUGCCAUUCGUGACAGGGUUAGUAGCACUUUUCCAUGACAAAAUUUUAGGAAGUUUUUUAAGGAUGAAAUGUGUGAUAUAUAUAUUUUAUUUUUUCGCAGGGGGAGGCCUGGGGAAGGGAGAAAAAUCCCCCCUCCCCCCUGAAAAAAAUCCUGGCUACGCCCAUGCAAUAGUCACUAUAUAUAUAGACUAGAUCUUCAGUCAUAACAAUGAAAGGAAACAACCAUGUCUACGCUGCCUUCAGAAAAAUAAUGCCAGGUGAAAUGCUUGCUUGAGCCAAGGCCAUCUUCAAUAACGAGGUCACGCUUCACAAGUGGGUGAAAGGCGUUGUAACGCAUCACUGGUCAGCUCAUUGUCACAGCCAGCCCAUAACGUCAUGCAAUCAGAAUGCCUAUAGUUACCCUGUUGUCCCCCCACCACCACCACCAAACACUCAUUUUUAGCAAGAAAUAAGCAAAAUUAUAUUUAAAAAAAAAAAAUGAGUAAAAGAGAGUGGACAAAAUUUUAGGAGACUUCUGGCAAUUUUUAGGAGAAUUUUAGGAGACUUUUCAUUUUUUAGGAAUGCUACGAACCCUGUGGUGACCUUCCUUCAUUCUGAGGAGAGCAGAACUUGAAGGAAAAGAAUUUGUUAAACCUACCACACAAAAAACUUUGAAGACUAAGAAAAACUGAACUUGAAGCUAAGUCAAGGAUACGAAUAGUUGAACCAAGUUUACCAAUCUGGAGUAAAUAUCACAGAAAUAGCAAAAGUACCUUUCUGCUGUAGUGUAAUUCAAAAACAACAUAAAUGAUUGUGCUCAGGAGAUCAUAUUUCAAUGCAUUAACAAUUUAGGUCUCUAAAUCUGGAAAUAAUUUGUAAUUAGUUUUUUAUAUUUAUAUUAAAAAAACAUUAAUAUAUCCUAUGAUGAAUCAAUUUGUAAGAAAAUAUGAUUUCCAAAUUAAAAUGUAAAAAAAUUACUAUGUUAUUAAGGUAAUACUGGAUAGUACUAUGUUGCUCUAUUGUUGUUGUUUUUUUUUUGUUUUUCUGUUUACAUUCUGCCUGUUAUUUAUAGUGUACAAAUUAUGGUUGUAAAAAAAUCUCUUGUUGAUCUUUAUAGAUUACCCAGCAAGCCUUGAGAAAUAUGUAAAAUACAAGAUGUAAAUAUGUUAUCAAGACUCCGUGCCAUUCAGUGUAAUCAUGUUGGUUAUCAAUGUUAUCAACCUUUGUUAUGUUUGGCUUUUAUACAAGACGUUGUAAAUUUAUCUUAAAAUAUCUGACCUAUAUAAGCAAUAAUCAAGUGAUUUAUACAUAUUACAACUCUGUGAUUCGUACAAAAUUGAGAUUUUUUUGUUUUGUUAAUUGUGUGAUUGAAAACUAGCAUUUACUUUGUCAAUGUUUUGACAAUUUUGUGAUAAUACAAACUAAUGACUUAUAAAAUUACAUUAUAAAAAGUCAAGUCAACUGACAUGUCAAUAUAUAUACUAUUAUUAAAUUAUUGAAUAAUACAGUUAAUGUAAAUUUUCUUUUUACACAUUUUGUUUAUUCCAGCAUAGUAUUCACUUAUUUUGUCAUUCCACUUUAUAUAUGUAGUCAAUUCAAAUUAUAUUCAUAAUUUUAUGCUCGUAUAUUGAUUCAUUUACCCCUAAUUGUUAAGAUGGAUUAGGUUCCAAAUUAUACAGGAAAAAAAAUCCAUAGUGAAUCAUAGCUUAAUGGAGGGGUGGUUCCAAAGCCUCUUACAAUGCUUUAAAAAAAAAAAAAAAAGUAUCUAUUUAAGGAUAAUGAUUUCCGAAAACAGUUUUUAAAAAAAUUAAGAGAAAAAAAGAUAUGCUGAAGUCUGACAACAAAUAUUUAAACAAAAAUAAUUUACAAGCAGGAACUAAUAAUGACCAAUAAUAUGAAGCGAUUGAGUUUUUACUUUCGUUAAAAGGAAGCCAUAACGAUUCUCCUUACAUUGGCUUUACUUGUCAUGCAUUCAACGCAGCCCUAAAUAAUUUUCUAGAAAAUGGCUAAGAUGUGAGAAAAUAAGUAAACAUUUGCUACAUUUGGCUCCUAGAACACAUUCUGAAAGAAUGAAGAUGACUGUAAAAAAAAAAAAAAAGUAGCUUAACUGUUAGACAAUAGGAGGCACAGGCCAGCUUUAUACAGAGAAGAACGUCUAAAAAAAAAGAGAGAAGCAUCAACUUUCUCCUUUGGAGAGAUGAAACCAUAAUAUUCUAAUUGAGAAAAUGGCACCCAACGUAAAAUCUCCUUUUCAAUAGAUUAAGCCCACACAACUAGCUCAAAAAUUGUGAACAUUUUCUUUGUGAAUUGUUGAAAUAAUUUCAUCUGGAUCAGUCCGUGUUUUCUCAUUUGGCCGAUUUAGCCAACAUCACAGUUAAGCACAUUUUCCAUCCAACUAUUUUGACUUUUUACAAAAUAUAUUCAUUUUUAUUUUUUUUUACUUCAAGUAGUUCAUCGAUGAGUGAGAAUUCCUCAAACUUGUAGGUUACUAUCAUAGGUCUAGCAUUGUAUUUGCUGUAGUAUAUUUCUUGAAUGUGGAUGGCUGCCUGGUCAAGCGGUAUGCGGUGCUUGAGCGUUGUUUGGCUUGGUCAUGGAGUGUGCACGCGUUGAGUGUGGUUUGGAUGUCUUGAUGGUCCCGGAUUCAUACCAUGCCUACUGACAUCACCCGUCAUCCUACAGGAAGUUUAGACUAGGAAGUAGAUUAACUUAAAUCUGAAGAAACAUCCAAAACAUUUUACAAUAGUUUCAUCAUAAACAACUCAGCAUAGACAUUCUCCAUUUUGAUUUUUUUUUUUGCAAAGAAAGUAAAAUUCAUGUUUGUGGGGUAACAACUUAAUAGUUUAUCACUGUACCUGAGUAAUAGAAUGUAAUAAUGUAUGUCUUUCAGUGAGUUAAUAAAUAUUUUAUUAGUUUUGUUUGUGACUCUUUCAACUUUGAAUUUCAGAACAGCACAAGCAAAUUUAAGUUCCUAAUCAGUAUGAUUACUCUUUUUUUUUAAAUAAAAAAAUAAUUAUUUAUUUAUUUAUUCCAUAUUACAGAUUUACAGAAACAUUGCAAAACAGUAGAACAAAACAAAAAUUGUGAAUGCUAAUUGUUAUCAUUAUCCUAAAUGAUCUCUGAAUUUGCCUUUAGAUCUUUUUAUGAAAUUUUGGCAUUUGCUUUAAAACUAAUAUCAAUUUUGUUAUGGCUUGCUUUUUUUUUGGGUAUGUCUCAAAUAAUUACUUAAGUCUCUAUUUAAGUAACUGUAUGGCUUCUGUUACAGUUUCAUACAUGCUAAUAAUAAAUAUAGUAUGUUUCUAUGUAUUUGUCACAUGAUCACACAUGUUUGAUUCAAUGGUUCAAUAGUUUUUUAAGUGUAAAAAUGAAAACUCAUUUUUUCCCCUCAAUUUCUCACCAAACAAAAAAAAGUUAACUGACUACCAUAGCUUUAUAUAAGUUCAUCCGUCCACAGAACUAUUUCUAUUUAUAGCAAUGCAUCAGAUUUUUGUUUUUUUUUAGCCAAUCAUUCCUAAAGAAACCGUCCAAUAUUUUUAACAUUGUACUUUGAAGAUUGUGAAUAGUAUAAUGUGAGUAGAUUUUGAUUUGUGAAAAAAAUAAAUUGUUUAUUUCAAAAGGAUGUCUUUGAUUUAAAAAGAUAUCCCAGAUCAUGUCUGGAGCUACAAUCAUAAUGGUAGAAUUCAUUGUAUUUUUUAUUCUAUCCAAAUUUCCAAUUUUGACCUUCAUAGUGCUUUAAAUAAAAUAUCUUGACUGGAG
Molecule: messenger RNA, 8080 nt
Organism: Biomphalaria glabrata
Lineage: Eukaryota; Metazoa; Mollusca; Gastropoda; Planorbidae
Exons: 10
Coding region: 378-3737 (1119 amino acids)
Biological process (GO): regulation of transcription by RNA polymerase II
Cellular component (GO): nucleus
Molecular function (GO): RNA polymerase II cis-regulatory region sequence-specific DNA binding; DNA-binding transcription factor activity, RNA polymerase II-specific
Source: RefSeq, a predicted model, not a curated record